Messenger RNA from Mucor mucedo, 863 nucleotides. RefSeq lists its product as uncharacterized. Bases 20 to 811 code for a protein of 263 amino acids. Gene Ontology annotation, molecular function: oxidoreductase activity. The transcript is spliced from 5 exons. Lineage: Eukaryota; Fungi; Mucoromycota; Mucoromycetes; Mucorales; Mucoraceae. The record is from RefSeq and is a predicted model, not a curated record.
CUCUUUACUCAUCUCAGAAAUGAAUGUUCAAUCUCUCUUUAGUGUCCAAGGCAAGGUCGUGCUUGUCACUGGUGGUUCUCGCGGUAUUGGCGAAAUGAUUGCAACCGGUUUUGUUCAAGGUGGUGCUAUUGUCUACAUCAGUAGUCGUUCAGCCAAAGCCUGUGACGAAGUUGCUGCUAAAUUAAAUGCAUUGGGUCCUGGUAAAUGUAUUGCUGUGCCUGCUGAUUUACAAAGCGUAGAUGAUAUCAAGAAACUCGUUGCUGAAUUGACCAAGCGUGAAACUCAUUUGGAUGUGCUUGUCAAUAAUGCGGGCGCUACUUGGGGUGCUCCUUUAGAUACUUACCCCGAUGAAGCAUUCCAAAAGGUCAUGAAUUUAAACGUCACUCGUAUCUUCACCUUGACCCAAGCAUGUCUUCCUCUUUUGAGAGCCAAUGCUACUAAAGAUAUCCCCUCUCGUGUGAUCAAUAUUGGCUCGAUUAACGGCGAAACGCCUCCUGGUUUAGAGACAUAUGCUUAUUCUGCAUCCAAGGCAGCAGUUCAUCACUUGACUCGUCACUUGGCUGGUAAAAUGGGCCAACAACAUAUUCUGGUCAAUGCGAUUGCACCUGGUUCGUUCCCUAGCAAGAUGAUGGCAGCUACUUUAAAAAGCCAUGGCGACUCCAUUAUUAGUGGUGUUCCCGUAGGUCGUGUGGGCACACCCGAAGAUAUUGCAGGUACUUGUAUUUACCUCGCUUCUCGUGCUGGACAAUAUACUGUGGGUGCUGUCAUUGUAGUAGACGGUGGAGCUCUUCAAAGCAGUUCUCGCUUAUAAUAAGUAAAUAAAUAAAUAAAAUAUGGGCGCAGUACAAAAUUUAAAAAUAAAA